UGUCAGUUUUGUCAAUUUUGGGAUUUGACAAAAAGGGGAAGUAAAAAGGAUACUGUUUUUAAACAAAUAAUUAAAUUACACCAGCAAUAUACCAUUAUUAAUGUUGAAGAAAGAAAAAUCUAAACUACAAGAAAGUUAGAAUGCAGAAAAUGACAAGAGAUUACGAUCAUUUAUUUAAAUUGCUAAUAAUAGGAGACAGUGGUGUGGGAAAAAGCUCCUUACUGCUAAGGUUCUCAGAUAACACAUUCACUGGCAGUUAUAUAACUACAAUAGGCGUAGAUUUUAAGAUAAAAACAGUUACUGUCAAUGGUGCGAAAGUGAAAUUGCAGAUAUGGGACACUGCUGGUCAGGAAAGGUUCAGGACAAUAACCAGUACCUACUAUAGAGGUACGCACGGAGUUAUAGUAGUAUAUGAUGUUACUAGCGGUGAGAGCUUUGCCAACGUAAAGAGGUGGCUUCACGAAAUUGAACAAAAUUGUGAUUUAGUUAAUAAAGUAUUAGUUGGAAAUAAAAAUGACACUCCAGAUCGAAAAGUGGUGCUGACAGAGGAUGCCCAAAGGUUCGCAGACACCAUGAACAUCAAGUUAUUUGAAACAUCAGCAAAAGACAAUGUGAAUGUAGAAGAAAUGUUCCUAUCGAUAACGAAAUUAGUGUUACGCUCAAAGUUGGAGAUGCAAGAAAGGCAAAACAUCCAUUCAAACGAUACAGUCAAUUUAAGGAAAUCUAACAAACAAGGAAGGAAGAAAAAUUGUUGUUAGCCUAUAAACUUUUUAUAUUGCAAUUGUGUGUGGGUGUAUAGAAGAAUGAAUGGAACAAUAUAUCUGUAAGGUUUUUUUUUUAAAUUGGUACUGUUUUGUUUGUAGUUUGACAUAUCUUACAUAUACACUAAGCGCCACCCUAGUAGACACACUGGUACGUGAUUGCUAGGGUUGGGCUAAUCCGGCGCAUUCUCAUCUGUGGCUUUCAUGUCUGUCAUGUCAUGUGACUGUCAUAAAACUAUUCAAAAUAAUUGUUUUUCCAUACAAAAAAUACAUUAUUAGUAUUGUUACUCUGCUUUAAAAAAACUUUAUUCAAACACCAACAAUAGUACAAUACUUUAUAACUUUUACAACUUAUAGACGGAGACGCAGCGCUGAAAAAUCUCUUUGAAUUUACUAAAGUUAAAUUUUUCACAGCUGAUUACUGUGAUUGUGUAGAGAAACAUACUGCGGUCGCUGAAACGAAACGUAGAACAGGGGUUACUGAGAGAUUUUUUUUGGACACCCUGUUUAAUUAAUCAUGUUAAUGUUUAUAUUACUGAAUAGGGAAUUGAAUAACCUUUCAAAUGAGCUAGCACUCGACCCCUAUUCCCAUUUAAAAAAAUAGUCGUCAUCACGCCCAAAUGGAUGACGUCACUAUUCUCUAGCCGCUGAAACGAUGGACUGAUCACGUGAACGGCACGCACUCUAAAACGUUCAUCUCCCGAUGUUAUCACUUUUCCUACGUUUACACACCGCUCAACAAAAGCGAAAACUCUCGCUAUAAUAAUAUAUUUUAUAGGGUUUGUUACGGGUUAUUGAUUAACAUUAAAUUUAAACAUAUCGUCCGUUCGGAUGAAAACUGUACAAUCUCAAAAUUUACAAACUUUUCAGGAGAGCAUUUUUAAGAUUUAUCGGUAAAUAAAAUUUUCCACAAUAAGCAUUGGCAGGUUUUUGUUUUAGUUUGUAUUAGUUGUAUCUUUUAUCUUUUAUAUGUCGAAACAACAUGAAAAUAUUUCAACCAUAUAAAUAAUAAUAAUAAAACAAUUUUUUUUAAAUAAGAUGUUUUGAAUUUUGCUACUUUUUUAGAGAAAAUAUUAUUAAUUUCCAUUAUUAUACAGCUAUUUAAAAAGUACUAUUAUGAUAAAACAGGGUAUGUUCAAUGAAAAACUAGGCUUAUAAGCAAAUUUUUAUUCUCAAAAAUAUUAUAACAAAUAGUAGGUAAUAUGUCACAAACCUUACAAUGAAAGUUAGUCUUAGAAAUGGGUGCACCGAAGGCAAAACCCUUUAUUUAACAAAAUCACAUUUACUAUUAAAUACAAACAAUCAAUUAAGUAAAAACAAAUUAAAAGGAACAGGAAAGUUUUUCAAAGAUUUCCAUAGAAUCCAAGAUGAUAACCUGGAAUGGUUUUCUUUUGCAGUAAACCCAAUAAACCAUUUUUCUUUUGCUCUGAAAAUUUAUCUGAAACAGUAUACAAUUACGGAAAUAUACUAUUACACUGAUAAAGAUUACAUCAUAUCCCAGUAAAUUUUUUCACGAAAACUAUACAAUUUCAAAAUUAUAUGAUUUUAAAUAGAAGAAUAUUUGAAAAUAUUAUGAGAAAAGUUAAAUAAAUUCGAAAUUAUAUACUAUUAAUGAAACACAAAGCUUACCUUCAAGUUGACAUUUUUGGUUUUGUAUACUCUUUAAGCGAAACAGCGUGCGAACUUCCUCGAUUCGUGAACACAACUAAAGAUUGUACCGUUUUAGAGAGAAAGAGAUGCACAAUCCUUCCAAUUUAAAACUAACCAAUGCGCUCCCUAGCGGAUAUUUCUUGAAUUACGAUUGAUUGUCACUAUUCCAGAGAAAAUAUUGAUGAUACUGAGCAUUUCUAUAUACUUAACUCAAUUUCGUAAAAAUUUGGAGAUUGUAUACUUUUCAUGCGAAGAGACGAUAUAUUGGCUUUUGCGUAUAGAUUUAAAAUCUAAAUUUCAAUUUUUAUAUAUAGGGUGGACAAAUAAAAAAGUUUAUAUAUGUUAAAAGUAGUAAACUUAAAAGAAAUAAGAGAUAAAUUCGGUUUAUAAAUUUGAUGGAAGGCGAUUCGUUUGAAUAGAAUAGAAUAUCUUUAUGCGUAAUAAUCGGUUGAAAAACAAAUAUAUGAUUUAAAUGAUUGAAAAACACGUUUUUGUUUCGAUGAACUUUGUAAAAUUUAAAUUUAGUAAACUUUAGUAAAAUUUAAAAUUAAUAAUUGUAAAAGUAAAAAGUUUUUUAUAAGUGUUCAUUAUUACACCUUUUCCUCAACAGUUAAAUGUCUUUUUUUUAUCUUUUUCGUGGAGGUGAAAGAGUGUUUCCAUCCAUAUUUAAUAAACGUAACACACAAUUAAUAAUACUCGUUAAUAAACGUAAAACGCAAUCCACAAAAAUUGAAUACAAAUUAAUUUACGUACGCGUAAAUUCUACACACAAUUUUGAGCAAUGCCCGACUGCCAACAAAAAAAUUCACAGCCAGCGGAAAUGCAAAACACAAAUAAAAAUAAUGACCGUGUAAACAGUUUCUUAGAAGGUCUAGUUACGGAGGGCCUGUCGAUGUUUGCAUCGACUGAACAUGCAACCUUCGAUUCCAUCUUUUAGGCGGCUCCACUAUAGUACGAUAUAUAUGUCAAAAAACCAUAAUUUAAAAAUCGAAUAACUUUUGUAUUUUACAUUGUUUUCUAAUUCUGUAAAUAAAGCAGUUUACAUGGGGGUCAAAAUAUAGUGAAUAACCCUGUACAUUCACUGGGGCCGACCGAACGGCUCUGUCCCGUCAUACAGCUGACCGACUAUAAUAACUUUUAUUUAUAUUUAAUUUAGAAUGUGUGUACUGAUUUUCAGCCUUAGUAAAUGGAUUUAAUUAUCUUCGUAGGAAAGCAACUUUGAUACCCUCUCAGUAACCCCUGUUCUACGUUUCGCUUGACCGACCGCAGUAUGUUUCUCUACACAAUCACAGUAAUCAACUGAAAAAUCUAGCUUUAGUAAAUUUAAAGAGAUUUUUCAGCGUUGCCUCUUGGACUAUUAUGACAACUAUAAACUUCAAAAAAUACAACUGCUGUUCUAUAGACUGUCAACUUUCUAUAUUUAUAUUGGUUUCUAUACAUUUUCUGACGUUCUAGACGUCAGUAGAUAUAAAAGUAAACAGUACAACAAGUGAAGGGUCCAGGACUGUAUUAGCUUAACGUACCCGUGUGUCUAGUAGCAUGGCGGUUACUGUAUAAAUAGUAUGCUAGCCGAUAAAAAGAGAAAGAAAGAAGAAUUAUUUUCACAAUUAACUAUUAUACAGGGUGAUUCAUUAACAAUAUCCAAUCUCUCUGUUGUAGAUUCUAGACCUCAAAAUAUGGUGAUUUUGCCCAACGUGUCUUAUACAAAUACUGCUAGUUUCUCUGAGAUACCGGGUGUUUAAAGUUAUCUGGAUUUUUUUGUAUGUUCUCACAAUUUCUAUUUAAAAAUUGACAAUUUUACGUUAAAAAAAUAUUUUUAUUUGACAACCAAGUGUAGCUAGCAUCCUCUAUAAACAAUGUCAAAUUAGAAUCUAAAUUAGUAAUCCUCAUACCAAAAAAACGUAUAAUUGUCAAUUUUUAAAUAGAAGUUGUGAAAAUACACAAAAUUAUUACGAAUACUUUAAACACACUGUAUCUCGGAACCUACCAAUAUUUUUGUAUAAGGUACCUAUGUUAGGCAGAAUCAUCAUAUUUAGAGGUCUAGAAUCUACAACUCAAAAGAUUGGACAUUCUUAACGAAUCGCCCUGUAUAUUAGACAAAGAUAUUAGAAUUCAUUAUGAGAAAUAACAUAUUUGUUGUACAUAUUUUGAAAUAUUUUUUUGAUAAUUUGAUAAUAAGUCAUAAGUAGAUCUUUGUCUCAAGAAAUAGGUUAUUUUAUAGGUACUACAGUAUAGAAAUCAAAUCACUAUGCAAUAUUAUUUAUUUUCUAUUCUAAAACUCAUUGAAUUUUGUCUUCUCUCAAUUUCAUUAUCAUAAUAACAUGAAAUAUUUCCCAAAAUAAAUUACCAACAACACUACUGUUUAGAGAUAUCUUAAAAUACAUUAUCUAAUGUAGAUUUUUGUGUGUUUUGUCUGCCAUAACUCCAAUGCAAGUUAUACAGUAUGUCCCUGUAAGUUGUAUCCAUAUGGAAAACUUUUUUAUUAUUAAUUUUACGAAAAAAAGUUAUUCUUUAUAAAAAGCUCUGCAUGGUCCAAAACCCAAGAUUCAACCAUCAGAUAUCAAAUUUUAUGAAUGUUAUACGAGGCAUGUCAAAAAGUUUGAAUUUCACUCAAGAGUAAAGUAGCUUUAUUUUUCACAAUAUUGAAAAUUGCUAUUAUGAAAAGUUGUUUGGAAUUAAAAACUAUAUUCUAAUAUGCAAUUACAUCCUUCUAAUUGAAACAUUAUUUUUUUUGAAAAAUUAUGAAUAACAUUAUUUUCAGUUAGGUAUUUCAAUUCUGAUAACUCUUUUAUUAUUAAUUUUACGAAAAAAAGUGAUUCUUUAUAAAAAGUUCUGGAUGGUCUACAACCAUCUUUAUAUCAAAUUUUAUCAAUUUUAUACGAGGUAUGUCAAAAAAAUGAAUUUUGAUCAAGAGUAAAGUACCUUUAUAGUUUAGAAUAUUUCAAUUAGAAGUAUGUAAUUACAUACUGAAACAUAGUUUUUAAUUCUAAAUAACUUUUCAUAAUAGCAAUUUUCGAUAUUGUGAAAAAUAAACGUAUUUUACUCUUGAGCGAAAUUCAUAUUUUUUGACAUACCUCGUAUAAAAUUGAUAAAAUUUGACAUAAGAUAGUUGUAUUUUAGGUUUUAGACCAUGCAGAACUUUUUAUUAGGAAUCACCUUUUCUCGUAAAAUUAAUAAUAAAAGUGUUAUCUGAAUUGAAAUAACUGAAAAUAAUGUUAGUUAUCCAUAAUUAAAAAAAAAAUUCAAUUAGAAGGAUGUAAUUGCAUACUAGAAUAUAGUUUUUAAUUCCAAACAACUUUUCAUAAUAGCAAUUUUCAAUAUUGUGAAAAAAGCUACUUUACUCGUGAGUGAAAUUCCAACUUUCUGACAUACCUCGUAAAAUAUUCAAAAAAUUUGAUAUUUGAUGGUUAAAUCUUGGGUUUUGGACCAUGCAGAGCUUUUUAUGAAGAAUAACUUUUUUUCGUAAAAUUAAUAAUAAAAAAGUGUUCCAUAUGGAUACAACUUAUAGGGACAUACUGUAUAAAGUUACAGCAUUUUAACAUUGUAAAUUUGUGUGUAAGUUGCACCCUUGAAUGCUGAAUAACACUUUCCUGAAAAAAUGGAAGUAGCUGAUAACUGAUUUUAUAAAAACAUUUCUUCUUCUUCCCCUUUAUCAGCAAUUUUACUCAGACAUUGGUAAAUUUAUACCUGUAUGGCAGGUUGUCACUUCUUCUUUUACUGAUUGGAGAUUUAUCUCUUGAUAUUUUGACCAUACAGGUCUUCCUCAUUUGCCUAUGCAUUUAUUCACUUCUUCCGUUUCCAGUAGCCUUUGUAUUGUGUCUUAUUUCUGAUGCAUAAGUCAUUAUUGGUCUUGCUCUGGCUUUAAAGUUAUUUACUUCAUCUCAAUGUUAUGUCAGUUAUCUCAUAUAGUGUGCCGCCUGUAUUAGGGCAUCCUGCUUUUUGUAUUUGAUCUCCCACUAGUCUCUCCAGGUGUCAAUAGAUAGACAGUAUAAUUCCAAGGUAUUUUAUUUCCAUUACUUGUUCAAUACUGAUGCCAUUAAUUUCUAGUUUACAUCUGACUGGUCUUUUCCUGAUUAGUACUUUUUUUGUUUCCUGAGUUGAGAUAGUUAUAUUAAAUUACGAUGAUAGUUAUAUUAAAUUAUGUUAAAUGACAUAAGGGGGAACUAACGAUAUUUUUUUGCCUUUUUUAUUGCCUAGUUUGUAAAUUCGAAGUAAUAAAACGUUUUUUUAGAAUCGACUAUUACGAAACCUUUUAGUAAAAAUAGAAUGAAAAAAUAUACAGCUCUAUCCAUUUUUAGAUUUCCCAUACAAACAAUCCGUUAAUGUGCAUUUUAAGCAUAAAUACCGUAUUAUACUGAUGCAUUUAGUACUUCUUAAUAGACAUCAGACUGAUAUUAGAUAUGUUAAACUACAAGAGGUAAUUUUAUAGUUUAGAGAACCCUGUAUAUAACAAAUUUGUACAUACAGAGUUGUUAACUUACAACGGUGGAGAUAUUUUUCUUUACAGAGCUCUCUAAAGCCGCAGCAAAAGACCAAAAACUAUCAGAGUGAUAUUUUUAAAAGUUCUUUCCUUAACGAAAAUUUAAAAGUCAUAUCGUACGUUUCUUCAGACACCAACAUAUACCUAGAUUGUCACAAAAGGUUUGUUACAGUAAAAAUUAUCACCUACAUGAUGUCUGAACCAUUCGACAAACUUCAAUUUGUAUAAUGUGUUUGUAUACUGCAAAACUGAUUAAAUAAUUAAUUUGCUUGGCUGGUAACACCCUUAUAUUUUGGAGUAGACCUGUAAUUCAAUUGUCUCCUUAUGAAAUACCAAGAAUUGUCAUAUCUGUAUAAUAUUGACAAAGCUAAAUAUCUAACAACAAUCUAAGAGCUAUUUCUUUUUGUCUGCUACUCUUAAUUCAGUUUUUUUGAACUAAAAUAUGCAAUAUUUACAUGAAAUAACUUUUUCAGCCAAAACUUACUGUAAUUAUUAUAUGUUUAUUUUUCCCAUCCGUAUCCAUAUUUAGAAGGAGAUUAUUAAGUUUAUGCAAAAUUUUAUAUAAAUAUGCAAAAUUUCAAAAAAUGGGUCAUUUAUAUAGUUUUAAUCGGUCAGUGGUGACUUACUGAAACAAACGUUAUAGAAACCAUGACUUCUAGAACACUAGCGUCUGUGGUUGAGAUUAUCCAUAUUUUGAUUGAGAUUUAUCCCAAAAAUAUUUAUAUUUACAAAGAAUUGUCAAAAAGUAUGCAAAAUUUCAUAAAUUGAAUGAAAUAUGCAAAGUUCCAUAAUGUCAGUAGUCACUGACGGACAAAUUUAGUGUAUCUAAAAAGUGUAUGCAAACUUUUAUAAAAAUAUGCAAAAUCUCAAUAAUUAGCAUGGAAUAUGCACAUUUUCAAAUUGUCAGAAAUGAUUAGUGGAUGGUGUAUGUACUGUUCUACAGUACUGGUAGAUACACUAAAAAUGUAUGCAAACUUUUAUAAAAAUAUGCAAAAUCUCAAUAAUUAGUAUGGAAUAUGCACAUUUUCAAAUUGUCAGAAAUGAUUAGUGGAUGGUGUAUGUACUGUUCUACAGUACUGAUACGAUACACUAAAAAUGUAUGCAAACUUUUAUAAAAAAUAUGCAAAUUCCCAACUAUUUGCAUGGAAUAUGCACAUUUUCAAAUAUUAGGAAAUAAAAAGAAACUAAAAAAUGUAUGCAAACUUUAAUAAAAAUAUGCAAAAUCUCAAUUAUUAGCAUGGAAUAUGCAAAUUUUCAAAUUGUCAGAAAUGAUUAGUGGAUGGUGUCUGAGCGAAACGGUUUCUGCAAUUUUAAGUGUGAUAGAUGGAGUCAUAAGCGUGUUUGUAAAAAAUAUAAAUAAUUAAAAAAACAGUUCUCAAACGUUAGCCAAAAUUUUUCCAAUUUUUUAGUACUAUACCCUUCCAUUUUUUAAAAUUUGUUAUAUAUUUAUGUACUCUCUUAGUUAACUGGAAUUGUAUAUAUUCACUAUCUUUUUUUAUAUUCACCAUUAGAUUUUACUUUUUACACUUAUUCUCGAGAUCUCUACAAAGCGAAAUAAUUGUGAGUUAAAACGACAUUGUAGUCCAGAGAAAUAAGGUAAAAACAAUUGACAAAAGUCCACAAUUGACAUUUAAUUUUAAGAGAUAUUAUUUUUGUUCCAUUUAUAACAGUUUCUUUAGGAGAAACGGUCGACACUUUUCCAUAUCAAGAUGCUAAGGCCCUUACUUAGCUUUGUGGAGAUCAGCGAGGACUAUAACCAGACCUCUAACAUUCGGAGAUAUUUUAAUAGCAAAUGUAUAUUAGUAUUAAAUAAUUAAUCUGUUAAAAAUCUCGACUGUUAGAGGCCUAAUUUCUAUUAUUUAAGUAUGGUUAAAUAUAAAAAUGAACUGAUAUACCUACCUAACAUUUUGAAAUGAUAAAUGCUUUUAUAAUUGAGAAGAUAAGGGAUACAAUGAAAAUUCGUGUUUAAUUUGUUUUCUUUCUUGAUAGAUCGAAAAAAAAAAUCAAAUAUUUCAAUCGUAAAAUCGUCUGGAUUGGUGCCAAUUAAUAAUUUUGUUUUUCUGGGCACUACUACUAGCUCUGCCCGUUAAAAAUCUGAAUUUCACACCGCCAAUAGGCCUGUUCUUCAUGAGACGAGCGCAUGCGCAGCCGCCAUGUUUUUCGUACAGUUUUGAACAACAUUAGGUUUGUUCGUGCAACGAUCAGCAACCGUUGCCAACUAUCAGACAGUUAGCGAUGCGCAGUUACAUAGCGACCUUUACUUUACAAGCCAUGAAGAGAAAAAGGCAACGUCGCAAUUGAUGACGUCGGUAGUCCGACUCUCGGACUACCGCUUUCGAAACCAAAAUUUUAAAGUACAAAUUCUGGUAAAAUUUAUAGUAUUUUUUGAGUCGAACAGGAAAAUAUAUUAAUUAGAAGUUUGUACAAAAUAAAAUUAAAAGUAAUUCCUGGUAAGUAAAGUUUAUUAUACAAACAAAAAACAAUGACAAGAAUAUGUGUAAAAUAACUUUAUUUUAAAUAAAUAAUAUCUUAUUUUAAAUUAUAUACAAAAUAUCGCUAGAAAUAACUAAUAACAACAAUUGCUCACAUGGUUUGAUGUGCAGUCUUGGGGUUUAGAGUAGGUAACUUUCUUUUUUUGUUAUUCCCCUUAGCAUUAUUUUUCUUUUUAUAUUUUUUGAAGAUUCAUCACUUUGAGGUUGCUAUUUCUGUUUUUUUUUAUAAUUAUUUAAAACACUAUUACACAUAAUUUUUAUAACGGCAGAAUAAACGUCGAAGGCAUUUUCCCCACAUUCACACUCAAAUUCAAAAUUUAAGUGAAAUCCUUCAUGUUGUAAACUUUUCAUUACCAAAGAUGAUAAUAACUUCAGGUGACAAUUGUGCUGCAAAAAUAAUUUUUCAAGAUUGGGACUAUUAAUAAUAAAUUCAAAAGUUGAGCAAAGAUGAUAUUAAAUAAAUUUUACUGAAUCCGUUGCUAAACACAAACCAUCCCUCUACAAAUAAUCAUAGUAAUCUGCUCCAGUUGUUUCUCCUUUACUGCAACCUGGUUGCAACAAUAUUAUCACAGCGGUAUUUUUAGACAAUAAGGCUAUAACAUAUUAAAAAAAUCACUUAAAUCGGCCAACAGGCUUAGGAAAUAUAAGACCAAAUUUUUAAGUGAGCGGAUUUCUAUAUGCACGCAACUUUAUACAGAGUGUCCCAAAAGUAGUGGAACGGUCGAAUAUCUCGCGAACUAAACAUCGGAUCAAAAAACUGAAAAAUACGUGUUCAAUCAUUUUCAAAAAUCUAUCCAAUGACACCAAACACCAACCCCCACUACACCCCCUGGAGGUGGGGUGGAGGGUAACUUUAAAAUCUCAAACGGAAACCCCUAGGUUUUCUUGCAGAUUUGGAUUCGUUACGUAAAAGUAAGCAACUUUUAUUCAAGACAUUUUUUCGAACUGUGGAUAGAUGGCGCUAUAAUUGAGAAAAACGAUUUAUCCGGAUACCAUAGGUAAAUUAUAGAAACGGUCUAAUAUCUCGAGAAAUACACUUCCAAAUGAGAAACCAAAAAAAAAUGUUUUUAAUACUUUUCGAAAACCUAUCGAAUAACGCUAAACAUGACCCUCCAACCCACCCCCUGGAGGUGGGGUGGGGGGUAACUUUAAAAUCUUAAAUAGCAACCCCCACUUUUUAUUACAGAUUCGGAUUCGUCAUGAAAAACUAAGCAACAUUUAUUCGAAACAUUUUUUAGAAUUGUUGACAGAUGGCGCUUUAAUUGGAAAAUACGAUUUAUUAGCGCCAUCUAUCAGCAAUUUUAAAAAAUGUUUCGAAUAAAUGUAGCUUAAUUUUUCAUGACAAAUUCGAAUCUGCAAUAAAAAGUGGGGGUUGCUAUUUAAGAUUUUAAAUUUACCCCCACCCCGUCUCCAGGGGUUGGGUUGGAGGGUCAUUUUUGGUGUUUAUCGAUAGGUUUUCGAAAAAUAUUAGAAACCUGUUUUUUUGGUUUCUCAUUUGGAAGUGUAUUUCUCGAGAUAUUAGACCGUUUCUAUAAUUUACCUAUGGUAUCAGGAUAAAUCGUUUUUCCCAAUUAUAGCGCCAUCUAUCCACAGUUCGAAAAAAUGUCUUAAUAAAAGUUGCUUACUUUUACUCUUCAAAUCUGUAAGAAAAUUUAGGGGUUUCCAUUUGAGAUUUUAAAGUUACCCCCCACCCUACCUCCAGGGGGUGUAGUGGGGGUUGGUGUUUGGUGUCAUUGGAUAGAUUUUUGAAAAUGAUUGAACACGUAUUUUUCAGUUUUUCGAUCCGAUAUUUAGUUCGCGAAAUAUUCGACCGUUCCACUACUUUUGGGACACCCUAUAUAAAAAUAUAUUAUAUUGAACUAAAAUCAUCUUAAUAACAUACCUUUUAAUGUUUUUUAUAAUUUGGAGCACGCAAUAUUGUAAAAUGUUUCAGUUUCUCUGUGAAUACGGUGAAUAUUAUUUAAAAACAAAUCAGAACUGACAGACUUAACCGGUCUACCAUUAGAUGUUGCCAAGUUUCAACGUCAUGGCUUGUUAAGUAAAGGUGGCUAUGGUAGUUAACAGUUAGCGUUCGUAGACUACGAACGCGCAUGCGUCUGGUGGUUGGCAACGGUUGUUGAUCGUUGCACGAACAAAACUAAUAAUUUAAAGCUUAGGCAUCACUACUAAGUAUGUGAUGCGUAACCUCUCCUCGCGUAACCUCUCCUCUCCUAACCUGUCAUGGCCUUUACAAAGAAAACCUUGGAGCAGCUCAGUAUAACCCGAAGAGCGAUGGAGAGGAUAAUGCUAGGGAUUAGUUUGAGAGAGAGGAUUCGAAAUAUCGAUAUUCAUGAAAGAACAAAGAUUACUGAUGUCGCAGAACGUAUAGCAAGGCUCAAGCGGCAAUGGGUCGGGCAUGUUGCCCAAGAUAAUCCCGGAAAAUGGACACAGAAAUUAACAAACUGAAGACCAAGAUAUAACAGGAGAGGAGUAGGCAGACCGCAGAAGAGGUGGACAGAUGAUAUCAAAUAAGUCGCGGGCAAGCAGUGGAUGAGAAUUGCCAAGAGUAGAAAUCGAUGGAACCAAAUGGAAGAGGCCUAUGUCCAGCAGUGGACGAACAUAGGAUGGAGAAGAUAUCACUCUUACAUACUCAAAACUACACCGCUUCUUUGUUCCUUUUCGUACAUAUUAAUCAUUAUAAGCUAAUUAAAAAAAUAUUUGCUAAUUUUUUUAUUUUCAUAUUUCUUUUUUUAAUAACUAGACUUUCUUUGGUUUUUUUAUCAUUAUUAUGUCUUUAGAUCCACUUUAUUGUUAUUUAUAUACUAACUUAGGUUACUACCCCAGCUUCUUUGAUUACAAAAAACUGUACGAAAAAAAAGGCUGACAUUCUUUGUGAUGAAAAGACCUAUGUCCUUCACCGGUUCAGAAGAUUGGUCCAUUGUUAUGUUUUAUCAAGUCGUACUAAUCUAUAUUUUGAUAUUGUAGCUGUAAGUGUAUCUUUAUCCCAGUGACGUACUGUGUUUUUUUUUUGUUAUGGCCCUCAACUAAGUUGGCAUAUUAUAAUGCAAACUUCAUAUAAUUUUGUUACAAAGUGAAGAUAUCUGUCAUUUGAAAUACUAAUGAAGUAUGAACUAAAGUGGCACAACUCAAUAUUUGCAAUUUCACCAAUAUAUACGUUGAUGAAAGUGUUACGUUUGGGAAGUCUUACAGAGAUACCUUCCUCAGAGUUUCCUGGUUCGAAAUAAUAUAAUAGAAGAUAAAUCUCAAUCAUAGGCAUAUACAGUGAGCACGUUUGAGUUGGAAUAAAUUUAUUAUCUCAAUAAUGGACAAAUUUUGAGGGCAAUCCUAACACAGGUCGACUUUUAUAUAUAUCAUACUAGUGACGUCAUCCAUCUGGACGUGAUGACAUAAUUAAUGAUUUUUUUAAGUAAGAGUAGGGGUCGUGUGAUAGCUCAUUUGUAAGGUUAUUUAAUUCUCUAUUUAGGAAUAUAAACAUUAACAUAAUUAUUUAUACACAGGGUGUACAAAAAAAAAUUAUUAAAUUAAUUUACAGAAAAAGUAGAAUGUAAGCAAUUUAUUUAAUUCAAAAUACAUUUUACUGCUCUCAGAAAAACAGGUAAUAAUGUUUAUUUCAUAAAUAAACAUUGCUUCUCGCUUAAAUUCAAUAUUCACCAUGCUAAGAUACAGGUUGGUGACAGUUUUAACAUUGAAUUUAAGCGAAAAGCAAUAUUUAUUUGUCAUAUAAACAUUUAUUUCUGUUUUCUGACAGCACUCAAAUGUAUUUUGAAAUAAAUUAAUUACAUUCUUCUUUUUGUAUCGAUUAAUUUAAUUAAACAAUUUUUUUUUGACAUCCUGUAUAAAUAAUUAUAUUAACGUUUAUACUACUGGAUAGAGAAUUAAAUAAACUUUCAAAUGACCUACCACACAACACCUACUCUCAUUUAAAAAAAUCAUCGACUACGUCAUCACGCCCAGGUGGAUGACGUCACUAGUAUGAUAUAUAUGCCAAAAAGUCAUAAUUUAAAAAUAAAAAUCGACCUGUCUCAGGAUUUCUCUCCAAAUUCGCCCCUUCUCGAGAUAAUUAAUUUAUUCCAACUCAAACGUCCUCACUGUAUAUUAACAUAGACAGAGUGCCAUGUUGAGCAAAGUGACGACGCCAUCUUUUUCUUUGGCUCAAGGCUGUUUUACUCUUACGCAUAGUAAAGCUGCGAUAGUAGUCCUCCCAUUCCUAUACCCCACUUAGUUUCAUGUUAGUGAAACUCCUCUCUCCCACCAAAAACGUCGUUGCUAUAAGUAUUUGACAGAGACACAACGAAAGAUAGAGUCGUUACUUCACUCUACAGACUGCUCAGUCUAUUUAUACAGUGCUAGUCAAAAGUCCGUACCCCCCUCGUAUCUUUUGAACGGUUAGACUCAUAAUAGUGAAAUUUGGAGGGAGGAAAUAAACGGAUGUAGGCGUCUUAACUAGUCAUGACAGGUGACGUAAUAGUGACAGAUGACGUUCCAGCGCCACCAUGGCAGAUAAUUUUAAAUGGGACCUUAUGGUAAGUGGUACCUCGUUUGAAAGGUAUUGAAAAUGCCUAUUCAGUCAUACUAAUUUUGUUUGAGUUUAAGCUAAUUUUGAUGAAUAAAUGAAAUAAUAUAAAAUUGUAGUUUCGCAUUUAUUAAUAAAAAUUCAAACCUCCGCCUAUGAUUACUUGUCAAAAGGGUUGACGUUGACGUAAAAACUAUUAGAGAACUGAAAAACGUGAACUUUUUUGACAAAAAAACCAUAGGCGGACAUUUGAAUUUUUAUUAAUUAAAUGCGAAACUACAAUUUUAUAUUUAUUUCAUUUAUUCACCAAAAUCAAAAUUAGUUUAUAUCCAAAAAAAUUAGUAUGACUGAAUAGGUAUUUUGAAUAUCUUUCAAACGAGGUAUCACUUGCCAUAAGGUACCAUUUAAAAAUUUCUGUCACAGUGGCGCUGUAAAGUCAUCUGUCACUAUUACGUCACCUGUCAUGACUAGUUAAGAAGCCUACGUCCGUUUAUUCCCUCCCUCCAAAUUUCACUAUUAUGUGUAUAACCGUUCAAAAGAUACGAGGGGGGGUACGGACUUUUGACUAGCACUGUAUAUACGUCUAUGUUAGAAGCCCCCUUUAAAUCUGUCGGUUUUAACGUCAUUGCUGAGAUGACAAUAGAGAGAUAUUGUAUAGUCACUUUUGCACUUGCUGUAUUACAGCACGCUUUAUUUUGACAGUAGAGCAUGCGCAGAUGUGAUAUUUGGCUUACGCUGCGUUAUUGGAAAUAGUGCCUGCCGUUAUUAGGGGAGCCGUUAUGCUGUGCGGUAUUCGUUGCGCUAUUUUCUUUUCAGGUUAUGUUUGUUGUUUGUCUUUCAUUUAAACCAAGUUUAUUUGGAAUAAUUUUCUAAAAUGAAUACUUCAGACAGUAGCAAACGAAAGAUUUACAUCUGAUGACGAUUUGUGUUUAUUAAAAUAAGUUUUAGGUCAAAAUUAAUUGACUUGCAGAAAAUUCGACGUUAGUUCAGGAAAACAUGAAGUGUACAAUAGGAUUUUUUUUUAUUUUAAGAACACUCAAGGAUCAAUUGUUUCUCAUGCUCGAUAUUUGUAAGAGAAUUCAAACUUUCCUUCCAUUUAAAUCAAAUUUUUUAUUUUCAGCAUGUAAGAGGUGUAUUAUGUUCAUCGUUCAGAAUGUUAUGCAAGAUGAUAAACUAGAUGUCUUCAUCAUUAGCAUUGGCCAAAAUGAGAGCUUCUAACUAAAUCUUGAUCCAAAAUUGCAUACAAAUUAGACAAACAACUAAUUUAAUCGAGCCGUAAAAAUACCGCCACCAAAAUGUCGAGCAAUACCUGUAUUUAUAACACGUCUGAGAAAUGUCAAUUCUGUCAAAAUAGCGCGGUGUAAAUAGCGCAACGUAGGCUGUGUUAAAUUUGCAAUAUCUCUCUAUUGAGGCAGUAUCGUAUGACUGUUAUUGACACAAUUUUCUUCUUCUUCAGCCUGUUUGUAUCUACUCCUGGACAAAAGGCUCCCAUGAGUUCUCCAUUCUUCUCUGUUUUGUGCUCCCAGUUUGGUGCCAGUUUCUCCCCAUGUUUGCUUUGAUGUCGUCUACCCAUCGUUUUUGUGGUCUUCCUCUACUACGAAUGUGCUUUCGUGGUGUCCAAUGUUUCUCAUACACCUUUCGAUCUCACUUCCACAUAAGUCGAUUGUGAUAUCUUCAUUUGUUCUAUUUAAAUUAAUUUUUAAACAGACUUUUUCAGAUUCUUGUUUAAGUUCCUUUAGCAUAUCUUAAAUGACUUAAAAAUCUGCCAUCAAUUUUAAUUCCACGUUGUUCCCAAUUUAACUUCUUGAACAUCUGGAGCAGACAUCUCCUAAUUCAAGAGUAAAUAAUUUUGGAGAGAUAGUGUCUCCCUGACUAACUCCUCUCUCCGUUCUUAUUUUGUUUGUUGUUAGACCUUCUGAUACAUUUAUUUGCAUAGUUUCAUUGUCGUAUAUGUAUUUUAGAAGUACAUAUUCUAUAUCUGGAAUCAAUCCUUGCGUUAUUCAUUCCUUCUAAUACGGCCCAGAGUUCUAUGGAAUCGAAUGCGUUAUUGUAAUUCACAAAUGCCAAAUGGAGAGGUUCAUUGUAUUCGUUACACUUUUCGAUAAGUGACCUUAUUGUAUGUAGGUGUUCUAUGGUACUAUUCGAGGUGUGCAAGUACUUGGAGGGGAUACGAGAAACGAUCGUGCGCGAACAGCGGAGAAAUAUUGCAACUUUCUUAAAUGAUUCAUAUUGUCAAUUGAAAUUGUCAAAUUGACGUAUAUUUCAUACCUACUGUCAUUGAAGAAGAAAAAUUAUCUAUUGCUCCAAAAUAUUGAUUGAUAUGAUAUGCAAUUAUUAUAUAAAGGUAAAUUUAAUUAAUUGUAUUUUGCCUGCAGUACUCCAUUUUAAUAACUACUAAUUUUAUUUACUACAUACAAUUGUUUACGUUUUAAUAACAUAACCUGAAUCUGACUUUUUCUUCUUAUUAUUUUUUUGGACUAUGGCAGUAACAUCCAGUAACCAGGACUAAUAUAAUUGGCCAAUAUAAUUAAAAGUGCGAAAAAUGUUGCUGAGCGUAGAAACCAGGUGUCGCUUUGCCGAAUUUGCACGGUCCCAAUGGACAUCCUAAGUCUUGACGUCACAAAAUUGGGAGGAGCUUAUAUUUGACUCCAAACAAUUUUGUUUAUAAGGUUAAAUAUUUGUGGUUUUGUGUGACAAAAUAAGACUUUUCAUUUAGGUAUUUAGUAAAAGAAACGUGUCAAUUAAGAGAUUUUUAUUCGUUUUUGGCCAGGUUAGUUAAUUUAAUGCAAUGAUUAGAACGUAAACAGUGUUGAGGUUAUGUUUAUUUUCAACCACUAAGGAAUAAAAACCACCUGAGCAAAAACGAAUAAAAAUCUCUUAAUUAACACGUUUCUUUAACGAAAUACCUAAAUGAAGUCUAAUUUUGACACACAAAGCACAUAAAUGAAAAAUUCCUUAUGGACCAUUUAACGUUACAAACAAGAUUGUUUGGUUGAUUGUUUGGAGUCAAUAUAAGCUCCUCCCAAUUUUAUGACAUUUGUGACGUCAGACUUAGGCUGUCCAUAACCUUUGCGGAAUGCCGCUUGUUCAUUAGGCUGGUAACUAUCGAAUUUAUUUGAUAGUCUGUUACUAAUUAUUUUGUUAAGCAGUUUGUACGGAUGUGGUAACAGGCUUAUUGGUCUGUAAUUUUAGAGUUUGUGUUUAUCUCCUUUCUUGUGUUGUAAAAGUCCUGCGCAUUUUGCCAAGAGGUUGGAAUAGGACCCCCAAAGUGACACUUGUUAAUUAAGAUUUUAACUGCCACCAAAAUAGUUUGACUUCCAGCUGCAAUUAUCUCCUUUGUUAUUUCGUCGUCUUCAGGAGUUUUUCCAUUUUUCAUCUGUUUUAAGGCAGUAUGUUAAAGGGCUUGGCAUAUAUUAUGAGGUAAAAAGACAAAUAAAUGAUUAUUGAUAGGUAAAAACUUGCCUAAUAUUUCAAAUGCUGUAUACGUAUUACUCAGGCUUAAUAGACGGAGAGGCAGCGCUGAAAAAUCUCUUUGAAUUUACUAAAGCUAGAUUUUUCACAGUUGAUUACUGUGAGUGUGUAGAGAAACAUACUGCGGUCGGUCAAGCGAAACGUAGAACAGGGGUUACUGAGAGGGUAUCAAUGUUGCUUUCCUACAAAGGUAAUUAAAUCCAUUUACUAAGGCUGAAAAUCAGUACACACAUUCUAAAUUAAAUAUAAAUAAAAGUUAUUAUAGUCGGUCAGCUGUAUGACGGGACAGAGCCGGUCGGUCGGCCCCAAUAGUCGAUUGAGGAAAUGAAGCAUUUUGGCUCGCAAUUUUUUCGUCCAGCAUGGAUUUACUUGAAAUUUUCACAGAAGGUAGGGAAUAGUCCAAGGAUCAUUUUAUAUAUCAUGCCGCUAUCAUACGCUAAAACCUUGGGGGGUGGUUGCCACCCCAUCUCGGGGGUGGGAAUUUUUUAUUACAUUUUAACCAUGUAUGGAAUUCGAUGGAAAAAGUGAUUCUAAGAAAAAAAUGUUUUUUAUAUUUUCUUCGUAAAACUAAUAUUUUUCGGGUUAUUCGCGCUUGAAAAUAACAGUUUUUCGACGAAAAAAUCGACUUUUUUAGUUUUUUGAGAAUACCUCAAAAAAUAUGCAUUUAAUCAAAAAAAUUAGAUAUCAAAAUUGUAUCUUUUAGUAACACAAACCAAAUUCUUUUCCAAUAAUAUCUUUAAGACCAAUACAAAGCGAGAUACGGUAUGUUAAAAGUUAGCUUUUUUUGUCAAAUGCAUAAUUUGAAAUAUUCAAAGCCAAAUAAUGGAAAAAAUUUGCAUUUUUCGAGGAAAACUUAAAUAAUUUUUUUUCAAGUAUACAAUAAUUAGACGUUUAAAAAAAAUAAUAAAACGUUUUUAGCAUGAAAAUUAAGCGACUUAUAAUAAAAAAAAAUGUCGGUACCUGCUUUUCUCUACGAAAAAAUCAGUGAAAACAACCCCCUAACUACCUUCCUAAUUCAAAAUUGGUCUUCACCUUUCUGUAGUUCCUUUUAUAUUUAUAUUAUCAAUACACUCAAGGAGUUUGACCUAUUUAAAAAUGCCUAAAUUUUGGAAAAAUUGGAGUUUAAAGAAAAAUUGAUUUUUUGUAAUUUGGUAUUUUUCACCUUUUACUUCAAAAUAUGCUUCAUUUCCUCAAUCGACUAUUGGGGUCGACCGACCGGCUCUGUCCCGUCAUAGAGCUGACUAUAAUAACUUUUAUUUAUAUUUAAUUUAGAAUGUGUGUACUGAUUUUCAGCCUUAGUAAAUGGAUUUAAUUACCUUCGUAGGAAAGCAACUUUGAUACCCUCUCAGUAACCUCUGUUCUUCGUUUCGCUUGACCGACCGCAGUAUGUUUCUCUACACACUCAAAAUAAUCAACUGUGAAAAAUCUAGCUUUAGUAAAUUUAAAGAGAUUUUUGAGCGCUGCCUCUUGGUCUAUAAGGAGAAUAGAAAAAUCAAUAUGACUAUAAACAAAGACUGUUUUUUCAUUGAAAAUUGUGUAUAUUUUCUUUCUACUUGAUUUCCUUUAUAAUUAAAAGAAACGGUCAAAUAUUGAGUUGUGCUAUUUUCCCCGGAUCAUCUGAACAUCUGAUCUGUCAUUGACCUCCCCUACCACUCUCGCUAUAUGUUCGUAAAUAAAAAUAAAAGCUUCCAUUUGUUUAUCCUCUUUUUUACUUGAGUGUAUAAUCAGUAGACUAUUUGUAUGAAAUUGAAGUAUGGUUUCAUAAAGAAAUAAGAAAUUUGUAAAAAUUGGUGUACAUGAUAUUUUUUAGACGAUUCGCUUAAAUAUGGAAUAUUGUAAAAAUGAAAUGUUGGUUUUCAACGGGCAUAUCAGGUUGCUGAGAAUCAUUAAUAGACAAUAUUAAAUUAAUUAUUUAUUUAAUGAUACAAUGAAGGAUCAUUAUUUUAAUUGCAAAGUGUUAAAAUUACGUGUAAUCUGUUUAUUAUCAAAUAAAUUGUAUAUUUGUUGUGGA
Diabrotica virgifera virgifera (western corn rootworm) is the source of this 19378-nucleotide messenger RNA. It is a transcript of the gene Rab35, whose product is annotated as ras-related protein Rab-35. The transcript is spliced from 3 exons. Bases 141 to 758 code for a protein of 205 amino acids. Gene Ontology annotation, molecular function: GTPase activity; GTP binding. NCBI's taxonomy places the organism in Eukaryota, Metazoa, Arthropoda, Insecta, Coleoptera, Chrysomelidae. Gene Ontology annotation, biological process: endocytic recycling. Gene Ontology annotation, cellular component: endosome membrane; plasma membrane. The record is from RefSeq and is a predicted model, not a curated record.